AUGUCGCCUCCUACUGCUACCGACAACGUUCCUGCCUCCCAGCCAGGCGCCAAGGAGGUCCAGAAGGGCGCUCCCAAAUUCAAGCUCCCCAAGCCGGUCACCUACGACACCCCUGAGGAGGAGCAACGCGGCCGCAAGGAGCGUCUCGCACAAGCAUUCCGCGUCUUCGGUAUGCUCGGCUUCGAUGAGGGUGUGGCUGGUCACUUGACCUUCCGUGACCCUAUCAGGAAGGAUCACUUCUGGGUCAACCCCUUUGGUGUUCCCUUCCGCCACAUGACCGUCUCCGACCUCUUGCUCAUCGGCCCCGACGGCAGCAUUGUUGAGGGCGGUCGCCCUGAAAGGAUGAUCUACAACCAGGCUGCCUUUGCCAUUCAUCACGCCAUUCACACUGCUCGACCUGACCUCGACGCUGCUUGCCACUCUCAUUCGAUGUACGGCAAGGCCUUCUCCACUCUUGGAAGGAACAUCGAAAUCACUACCCAGGACAGCUGCGCCUUCUACGGCCAAUGUGCUCUCUAUGAGAACUUCGGCGGUGUCGUUCUCGCCGACGAAGAGGGUAACAAUAUAGCUAACGCCCUUGGUGAUACAAACCGUGCCCUCAUCCUCCAGAACCACGGUAUCCUUACUGCUGGUACAUCCAUCGAGGCUGCUGUCGGCUACUUCAUCAUGCUUGAGAAGCACUGCCAGGUCAUGCUCCUCUCUGAGCCCGCUGCCGCCGCUCGUGGCACCAAGCCCAUCGUCAUCGGUCACGAGGAGGCCGAGUUCACUCGCAGGCAAGUCGGAAGCGACCAGGCUCUUGCCUUCCAGGCCUCAGUCUACUUUGACACCAUCGCCCGCCUUGACAAGGGUGCUUGGAAGGAGUGA
Molecule: messenger RNA, 864 nt
Organism: Ustilago hordei
Lineage: Eukaryota; Fungi; Basidiomycota; Ustilaginomycetes; Ustilaginales; Ustilaginaceae
Exons: 5
Coding region: 1-864 (287 amino acids)
Cellular component (GO): cytoskeleton
Molecular function (GO): actin filament binding
Source: RefSeq, a predicted model, not a curated record